Messenger RNA from Aedes albopictus (Asian tiger mosquito), 689 nucleotides. RefSeq lists its product as uncharacterized. NCBI's taxonomy places the organism in Eukaryota, Metazoa, Arthropoda, Insecta, Diptera, Culicidae. The record is from RefSeq and is a predicted model, not a curated record. The transcript has 3 exons. The coding region runs from base 1 to 471 and encodes 156 amino acids.
AUGGCGAUUACAUUUGCGGCGAAGGACGAUGGCCGUGCCGAACCGUGGAAAUGUGGACUGGUGGAAGAGUUUUUGCGACAGUUGCAUCCAGUACAACCGACAGAGCCUACAACAGAAAAGCUGAUCGUCGAGUCAGUUCGUCGUUCUUUACCUUUCGAACCAGUCAGUGGUGUAAACUUCCGUCGCACAGUCUGCGAACGAGAUUGGGAAGAGAACCAUUGUGUUGGCCAAUUUGAAGGUCGAAAACCGAAGAUCAAAGCCACGGUACUGUGCUUGGAGAAAAGGAGCCUUUCUUCGGAAGGGCUCCUUAUGGACAGUGGAGAAAGUGAGGAGCGAAAGGUGGACAGAAUUGGACGGAAUGGAGAUGAUCGGACGGCACCGUUUGACGGCCCCCAUCCGGCUAUUGGUCGCUGCUGGACGGCCAAAGGGGGACGCGGCGGUGCGGGAGUAGCUGGAUUGCAAUGGAAAUAAAAGGUACGAGGAGCGGGAAGAGCGAGGAUGUGGCGGAUGAAGGGAGGAUUGCGGAGUUGCCGGGAAGGAGCAGGUUUGGAAUCGGCCCGGUAGGGCGAAGAAGAAGAAAGGUAUGUGAAGAGAAGAAAGAAGAGUGGCUAGAAUAGGAAAGAAAGGAUUAGUAGGGAAAGAUAGGGAAGAGGCAGGAAGAAAGCGGAGUGAAUAAAGAUGUGAAAGGA